Corythoichthys intestinalis (scribbled pipefish) is the source of this 2512-nucleotide messenger RNA. It is a transcript of the gene glra4a, whose product is annotated as glycine receptor, alpha 4a. The transcript is spliced from 11 exons. Lineage: Eukaryota; Metazoa; Chordata; Actinopteri; Syngnathiformes; Syngnathidae. Gene Ontology annotation, molecular function: glycine binding; transmembrane signaling receptor activity; chloride channel activity. Gene Ontology annotation, biological process: signal transduction; regulation of membrane potential; chloride transmembrane transport. Gene Ontology annotation, cellular component: plasma membrane; synapse; neuron projection. The coding region runs from base 247 to 1635 and encodes 462 amino acids. The record is from RefSeq and is a predicted model, not a curated record.
CGCUGGAUUUGCUGAUUGACGACGUUAUUCCACUUAAGUUCUUCAGUGUGGCCGUGCAGAGAUUUUCGAGUCGGAGGAUGCUCCCACAGGUCAUCCGGAUCCUUUACGUCUUGUCGUUCUGUUUUUUCCAGGGAGGCUUUAUCAGGCUGAGCUCCUGUAAGGAGGAGAUAAAGCCCCCCGGCAGGGCACCGCAGCUGUCGCCUUCCGACUUCCUAGACAAGCUCAUGGGAAGAACGUCGGGAUACGAUGCCCGCAUUAGACCUAACUUCAAAGGAAAACCUGGGGCCGUCUGUAAGACAGUUGAAGCUAAAAAGAGGAUGGAUGCUGCAACAAGACGAUGAUUCAAAACACAGAAGCCCACCUGUGAAUGUCACCUGCAAUAUUUUUAUCAACAGCUUUGGCUCCAUCACGGAAACCACCAUGGACUACAGGCUUAAUGUGUUCCUGCGCCAGAAAUGGAAUGACCCCCGUCUUGCGUACAGCGAAUACCCGGAUGACUCGCUGGAUCUUGAUCCAUCAAUGCUGGACUCUAUCUGGAAGCCGGAUUUAUUUUUUGCCAAUGAAAAAGGCGCUAACUUCCAUGAGGUCACCACCGACAACAAGCUGCUGAGGAUUUUCCAAGAUGGCAGCGUUCUGUACAGCAUCAGGCUGACUCUCAUCCUGUCGUGCCCGAUGGACUUGAAGAAUUUCCCAAUGGACAUUCAGACAUGCACCAUGCAGCUUGAGAGCUUUGGCUACACCAUGAACGACCUGAUCUUUGAGUGGCUCUCUGAAAAUCCGGUCCAAGUAGCCGACGACCUCACUUUGCCCCAGUUUGUGCUUAAAGAUGAGAUGGAUUUGGGAUACUGCACUAAGUAUUACAACACGGGUAAAUUCACCUGCAUCGAGGUAAAGUUCCACCUGGAGCGUCAGAUGGGCUACUAUUUGAUCCAGAUGUACAUCCCUUCGCUCCUCAUCGUCAUCCUCUCGUGGGUGUCCUUUUGGAUUAACAUGGAUGCUGCACCUGCCAGGGUGGGCCUUGGUAUUACCACAGUGCUGACCAUGACCACUCAGAGCUCUGGCUCACGGGCCUCCUUGCCAAAGGUGUCCUAUGUAAAGGCCAUUGACAUCUGGAUGGCAGUGUGCCUUCUGUUUGUGUUCGCUGCACUGCUGGAGUAUGCGGCGGUCAACUUUGUCUCCAGGCAGCACAAAGAGUUCAUCAGGCUGAGGAAAAAGCAACGGCAGCAAAGAAUUGAACUCGCCUGUCGGAAUGGGAGUGUCGAGUCAUUGCGGAACGUGAACGUCAUUCCCGCUAGUGAUACCACCUGCAGGAAUGUGACUGAUCACUGCAACGCCUGUAUCAGGGACGAAGAGAUGAUGCGGGAAAGCCGUGGAUUCUAUUUCCGUGGUUACGGAUUGGGCCACUGCCUACAAUCCAAAGAUGGCACGGCCGUGGAGGGUGCCACAGUCUAUGGCCCGCCGCCUCCCGUCACGGUUCACGAUGGAGAGUUUUUCCACAAGCGCUUCGUGGACCGGGCCAAGCGCAUCGACACCAUCUCCAGAGCUGUCUUCCCACUGAGCUUUCUCAUAUUCAACAUCUUCUACUGGGUUACUUACAAAGUGCUGCGACACGAGGAUAUCCAUGCCAAUUUGUAAAAGGCGUCCAGUCCACCUUUCUAUGGAUAUUGCCAGGGGUGGCCUCCAUUGCAUCAAGGAGAAAGACUCUUGGAAAUAGAAAUAAACACUUGCUGAGCUGGGAGCAUCUCCAGGUUCUCAAGAGCAUUCGAAGGCCAAAAAAAAAGUUGAACUUAGUAAAUUCAGGAUGGAGCUAUUGCCUCCAGUUGGAUUGCAAUGGGGCUUCCUUGACGAUGAUGUCAUGGACUGAGGACUGAUUAGACUUGAAUUUCAACACUUUGCGUCUAUGAAUGUUUUCCAAAAUUCUAACCGUUCAAAGGUGGCUUUUUCUACACUUUUAGGUAAACAGGCAAGCGUGUCUGAUAAAGUUCUUUGAUAUUUAAAAAUAUUCAGUUAGUGUUGACUUUAGCUACUUGUAAUGAGAUUAUAUAUGACAGUGUAUAAAUUGUAUCAUAAUUAAAAAUAAAUAAAUAAAUAAAAGCCGGUGACAAAACCGCACAAAGCACAAAUAGGUUUUCAUUUUUAGGUUGAAAUGAGAUGUUCUGGAGAUUUUUUCUCUGCCAAAAAUGGAUCAUUUGAUUCCCUUUUAAUUGAAUGAUUAAUAUUUGCACCAUACUUGGGAUGAUUUCACUUACAUUAUCAGGGGUGAACACACAGAUAUUCAUGGCUGGGCAUUUAGAAAAUCAUAUAUUUGGGGUUUGCUUAAAAUUUCACCUAUUCGCUGUUUUUGUGCUCCGGCCAAAGAAAUAAAAGUACUUUGUGGCAUAUUGAUACCAAGCAUUAAUGUGUGUUUAAGGGCUUCAUUUGGACUGAAAUAGUAUGCCAUCAUCUUGUGGUAUUUUAAUACCAAAGUAAUCCACAUUGACAAGAUUUAGGUUCCGCCUCAACUUGCCAAUGU